AACCAACUCAUUCCCAUUACAACAAAAUUGAACAACAUAUAACAAUACACAUUUUCAUUCUUUCACUAACCAACACAUUUUUUAGUACAUCAACAUUAAAAUUUCUGCUAUGGGUGUAGCAUCACGGACAUUAGAAAUCACGGUUUUAUCGGGAGAAAACAUUCAAGCAACCGAGGAUGCAUAUGUCGUCGUUCGAGGUGAGUCUCUAAAUUGUUACACAACAAAGACGGUGAAAAAUAACGAAAGUGGGAAAAACUCGAGUUUCCUUUCAUGGAAUGAGAAGUUUUUGUUGGACAUGCCAAUGCAUGCAAGGUCGGUUUCAUUUGAGGUGCAAUGCAAGAAGUUCAAAGGUAUUCGUCCUAUUGGGGUGGCAAGAAUUGCCAUUUCUGAUUUUCUCAAUUGCGAUGUGCUGGGAGAUUGUUCGCAAACUUUUAGUUAUAGAUUGAGGGAUUGGGAAGGGAGGCAAAAUGGAGUUAUUCAUUUCAGUGUGAGGGAGGCUGUUUCGGAGAAAAUAUUGGUUUCUACGACGGAAAAGAAAAUGGUGGCGAAUGGAAAGAAUUAUGGUAAUCGUUUAACCGGAACGGAUGUUGGUGCCAAGAACUCUAACAAUGGUGUUGUUGUUGGUAUUCCAGUUUGGUGGAAUUACCCCAACAUUAUUUAAAGAUUUUUUUUUAAUUAUUUCAUUUAUUUAUUCAGAUUGUUUGUCAAAGAUUGAUAAAGUCAAUUAUAUUCCAUCCAUAACAAAA
This is a messenger RNA of Trifolium pratense (red clover), 746 nucleotides long. RefSeq lists its product as uncharacterized. Lineage: Eukaryota; Viridiplantae; Streptophyta; Magnoliopsida; Fabales; Fabaceae. Bases 110 to 661 code for a protein of 183 amino acids. The record is from RefSeq and is a predicted model, not a curated record. The transcript has a single exon.